Penicillium egyptiacum is the source of this 1314-nucleotide messenger RNA. Lineage: Eukaryota; Fungi; Ascomycota; Eurotiomycetes; Eurotiales; Aspergillaceae. The record is from the annotation of a GenBank genome assembly.
AUGAUUCCGAUGACAACACAGCAAUCCCCUUUUCAAUGUCACUUUCCCGGGUGUGGCCUAAGCUAUCGACGGAAGGAACAUCUGACCCGACAUGCUAAAAGCCACUUUCAAACAGAGUAUUUCGAAUGCUCCUUCUGUGAUCGAGUUUUCGCCAGGAAUGACACGCUGCGGCAGCAUGUCCGCACUCGUCAUAAAACCAAAGAGCUACAAUACUCCCGGGCGGUUCAAGCUUGUACCUAUUGUCGCUCACGACGAUCAAAGUGCGACGGACAGUCUCCCUGCGACGCGUGCUUCCAGCGAGGAAUUCAAUGUUCUUAUACUCAGAACUCACGAGGUCGGGCAUUGGAACAAAGCAGGUCUCGAAACCCCGGCACAAGUCCUACAUCUUCCGUAGGACCGGACUAUGCAUAUUCGUUUAGUUCUCCUCCGACGGAACCAGCAGGCCCUAUCCAGCGUUCAGAAAGUAUUGAGAAUAGCCCGUGUCGAAUUGCGCCAUAUGUCCAGGCUUAUUUCGAUAAGUUUCACCCGAAAUGGCCAUUCUUGCACCCAGCGACAUUCGAUCCCGAUAAUGAGCCGCCUUUUCUUGCUCAAUCAGUGGUUAUGAUGGGCUCGUGGGCGAUGAUGGAAAGCAAUACGCAACGGACCGCAAAAGACCUACAUAAGCGACUGAGCUCGUCGAUAUACGAGCAAAGAGGGAAAUGGGACAUAUCGAAUCACUAUGACGAACCACACUCGCAACAUCAUGGAAUAUCCUCUGGUUCCACACCCUGGCCGAUAGCGACAUACCAAGGAAUCCUAUUACACCUCAUCUUCUCCCUCCUCCACAACCACGACCGGUCAGAUCUACAAUUGACUCAAGUUCUCCCCGAGAUCCCCUCUCAGCUUCUCGUUUCCCUCGUCCACAGCUGUUUGAAGCGACACAUGUUCUUCUAUCCCUCAAUACUGGCCCAAUUCAAACAAGGAGUUGACCCCGAUGUUUUUAUCUGGCUCGGUAUCGAGGAAGUCAAGCGUUUUAACUUGUCUUUGUACAGGGUAUGCAGACAUGCCCGGGUAUGUGAUACUAAGCUCUUAGAAGAUGCGCCCAAUUUCAGCCCUCAACGUGGACCACGAUCACCAGCUGGAAGUCUCCUUUCUCUGACAGACCUGCAAUUUGCGGUGCCGGACAGCGAUGAGCUCUGGCAUGCUACUUCAGACUUGGCCGCGAAAAUCGCAGGAAACGAAGCCGCAUACACCAAUGAUAAUAUUGAAGACAAUUGGAUUUCUCAGACUGCGCGAGUGUUACAGCCUCAUGAUCAACAGUUUCAGUGGAUAUAA